AGUAGAUACUCUACCGCAACAACAUCAGUGCUACAAUCAGCGGGGAAAGAGGGAUGAUAAAAGUGGUGAUAAAUGAUGGAAGGGAGAAUUAAUAGUAACACGUGGUUUAGGUGAACGUUCGUUAAAAUUUCGAAACAGUUGACUGUUUAGCUUUUACGAGUGAUGUUUAUAUGCUCGAGGAAAUAGUGCAGCAUUGUAUGUCAGUGACAAUCAAAGUGAAUAUUUAAAGUGAGGACUUAAAGUGAAUGUUUAAAGGAACUACCAACAUUUAAAGGAUACAGUUUUUGGAUUAUUUUAUCGAGAAUGAUAACACCGUUGGAUCACGAUAACACAAUGGAUGGAAGGAAUAACAAUUUUUUGAGUUCGUCCAAUCAUGGAAAUGACGAACAAAAUAAUUCCGGAUUAACGAAGGCUGAAUUGAGAAAGAGCAAUAAGCCGAUAAUGGAAAAGAAACGUCGAGCAAGGAUUAAUCACUGCUUAAACGAAUUGAAAACGCUGAUUUUAGAUGCAAUGAAAAAAGACCCCGCUCGUCACACAAAACUGGAAAAGGCCGACAUUCUGGAAAUGACAGUGAAACACCUUCAAACCGUUCAACGCAACCAAAUCGCCAUUGCCGUACAAAACGAUCCAACAGUGAUACACAAAUUUAAAGCCGGCUUUUCGGACUGUACAGAUGAAGUGAGUCGCUACAUAAACCGUAUGGAAGGAGUUGAUGCUGGCGUCAAAAAUCGUUUACUCAAUCACCUCAACAGCUGCGUUGGUGUGCAAACACAGAUCACACCGUACACUCAUUUAACCGGUGGAAAUAGUUACCGACCAUCGGCGAACAUUUUGGGCAGUUCUAGUGGUGCCAUUUCUUCCAUUCUACCACAAGACCCGAAUAAUAAUGGGCGCAUACAAGUCGGAGGAAUGCAACUUAUACCGUCACGACUACCAACGGGAGAGUUAGCAUUGGUCAUGCCGAAUAGCAGUAAUCUUCCCUACUUUCCAUCAUCGAACUUUUCACCACAAAAUCCAAUCGACCUAAAUGUGACAGCGCCCCGCAUCAGCGCGUUCAACAGUGUAACGAAAUCACACACAAAACGAUUAUCGAACAGUCCGCCGCUGAGUCCGACAUCAUCCAUAACGAGUUGUGAUGAGUCGAUGAACACAACCGAAUACCAAACAGUUACACCACCUCUACAGUCCAGUUCAAAUUUUGCCAACAUAUUUCCAACGCCUCCCAGUGGGGGUUCGAUUGAAUUGUCAUUGAAGCCGGUAAUCACCUUACAACAACCCCAUGUAACAUCGACCAGUGAACUGGUUAAGAUUAAGCCACUGUCUGUCAUCACAAAUACAAAUUCGAAUCGAACGUUGGACAUUCAUUAUGUGAACAAGAAGCGACCAUAUCCAAUGGAUCUAAAUGACGACAUCAAGCCGAAUCCGGUGAAAUUGUUCAAAGCUGAAGAGUCUGACCGUAAACAAGUUGAUGGGAAUGAUAAACAAGACAUGGGUAGUGGUGACAUGUGGAGGCCGUGGUGAUUUCACUUUUUUUGUAUAUUUGGUGAGGCGGAUUUUUGUUUUUAUUUUGAGUGGGAGAGAGGAAAUAUUGGGUUAAAAAAUGAAUUUUUUGGUUUGAUCUUUCGGGUGAGCUUUUAUUUUUUACGACAAAUUUAAAUCAAAAUCAACUCUACAUUCAUAAGUCACCUCAGUUUUAAGUUUUUUUUUUUUUAAUUUUAAGUUUCUUUUUUUUGUUAAUUUUUUGUGUUUGAUUUUCCAUUUUUAUUUCUUUGAAGCAAUUUUAUUUUUUAGAUAUGUAUCGAAGUGUCUCUAUAUUGACUGUGAUUUAAAGCUUUUUUAAGAAUAA
Messenger RNA from Bradysia coprophila, 1846 nucleotides. It is a transcript of the gene dpn, whose product is annotated as deadpan. Gene Ontology annotation, biological process: regulation of DNA-templated transcription. NCBI's taxonomy places the organism in Eukaryota, Metazoa, Arthropoda, Insecta, Diptera, Sciaridae. Gene Ontology annotation, molecular function: protein dimerization activity; DNA binding. The record is from RefSeq and is a predicted model, not a curated record.